Messenger RNA from Drosophila grimshawi, 836 nucleotides. RefSeq lists its product as uncharacterized. Lineage: Eukaryota; Metazoa; Arthropoda; Insecta; Diptera; Drosophilidae. The transcript has 4 exons. Bases 83 to 697 code for a protein of 204 amino acids. The record is from RefSeq and is a predicted model, not a curated record.
UACCAUUUGAUACAACAACAAUUCAGUUUGAUCUGAGAUCGAAGCAGCAGGACAACAGAAAUCCGAAACCCAACCAACAAAAAUGCAGUUCACAAUGGGAUGCAUGAUGGCAGUGAUGCUGCUGCUGUUGGCAAUCACACAACGGACGAUAUCGGCACCAGCGGAGUCAACACUCACGCUCCAGGACAGCAGCGAGCCAGCCGAGUUGAACCCCAUCAAUGCAGAGGAGGUGUUUGGCGCUGAGCUUGAGCGCAACAAAAGAAAACUGCCCGAAGCGACAUUUGAGGCGAAAAAUGCCGUACUCGGAUUUGUCUUUGGCAAGAUCGACAACUUUCUGGAUACGAAGACACGCGUGAUUGAGCAGCUGGAUCGCUCCAAUAUUGAGAAGAAUAAGCAGUGGGACAUUAAGAACCCUGUGCCCAUUAAGGACUUCCAGACCCUAAUCACUGCCGUCGUCUCACCGAAGAUCCGCUCGAUUGGCAACAUUGCCAAUGACCUGACAACUGGCGUUUUGACCACCAUAACCGCCUUCAGUGGCUCCUCGUCGGGCAAUGGAAAUCCGAAUGCUGGCCUUGGCAAUGUCGUGUCCAAGUUCUUGGGCUUCUCGGGACCCAUAUUGCAGGGCUCGUCCGGUGGUGCAAAUGGCAUUGCGGGCGCCACAAGCCCUGCCCCCGAUUCCGAUGAGGCGGGCUAUUAAAUCGACUCGAUGACUGACUAAUUGGCCAACUGGGCCGAUUGUUUAGGCCUGGACCUAAAUCGUUCGUUGGUCUGUUCAUAAAAUGUGGUCUUAUAAUUUAUGUACAUCACACACAAACACACACACACACACAAACACA